This is a messenger RNA of Condylura cristata (star-nosed mole), 5619 nucleotides long. RefSeq names its product malic enzyme 2, NAD(+)-dependent, mitochondrial (gene ME2). Gene Ontology annotation, molecular function: malate dehydrogenase (decarboxylating) (NAD+) activity; malate dehydrogenase (decarboxylating) (NADP+) activity; NAD binding. The coding region runs from base 8 to 1765 and encodes 585 amino acids. Gene Ontology annotation, cellular component: mitochondrion. Lineage: Eukaryota; Metazoa; Chordata; Mammalia; Eulipotyphla; Talpidae. Gene Ontology annotation, biological process: pyruvate metabolic process; malate metabolic process. The record is from RefSeq and is a predicted model, not a curated record. The transcript has 15 exons.
AGAAAAGAUGUUGUCUCGGUUAAGAAUAGCUGCGUCCCCAUGCACACGGGCAUGCCGCCGUCACUUGAGCACAAAAGAGAAAGGCAAGCCACUUAUGUUGAACCCCAGAACAAAUAAGGGUAUGGCAUUUACAUUACAAGAACGACAAAUGCUUGGUCUUCAAGGACUUCUACCUCCCAAAAUAGAGACACAAGAUAUUCAAGCCUUAAGAUUCCAUAGAAAUGUUAAGAAAUUGAAUGGCCCUUUGGAAAAGUAUAUCUAUAUAAUGGGAGUACAAGAACGAAAUGAGAAAUUGUUUUAUAGAAUUCUGCAAGAUGAUAUUGAAACUUUAAUGCCAAUUGUAUACACACCAACAGUUGGUCUUGCUUGCUCCCAGUAUGGCCACAUCUUUAGAAGACCCCGGGGAUUAUUUAUUUCAAUCUCAGACAGAGGUCAUGUUAGAUCAAUUGUGGAUAACUGGCCAGAAAAUCAUGUUAAGGCUGUUGUGGUGACUGAUGGAGAGAGAAUUCUGGGUCUUGGAGAUCUGGGUGUCUAUGGAAUGGGAAUUCCAGUAGGAAAACUUUGCUUGUACACAGCUUGUGCAGGAAUACGACCUGAUAGAUGCCUGCCUGUUUGUAUUGACGUAGGAACUGAUAAUCCAGCACUCCUGAAAGAUCCAUUUUACAUGGGCUUAUAUCAGAAAAGAGAUCGAUCACAACGUUACGAUGAUCUAAUUGAUGAAUUUAUGAAAGCUAUUACUGACAGAUAUGGACAGAAUACCCUUAUUCAGUUUGAAGAUUUUGGAAAUCAUAAUGCAUUCAGGUUCUUAAGAAAAUAUCGAGAAAAAUAUUGUACCUUCAAUGAUGAUAUUCAAGGGACAGCUGCAGUAGCUCUAGCAGGACUUCUUGCAGCACAAAAAGUUAUUGGUAAACCAAUAUCAGACCAUAAAAUCUUAUUUCUUGGAGCAGGAGAGGCUGCUCUUGGAAUUGCAAAUCUUAUCGUUAUGGCUAUGGUAGAAAAUGGUGUCUCAGAAGAAGAUGCACAAAAGAAAAUUUGGAUGGUUGACAAGUUUGGUUUAUUAUUUAAGGGUCGGAAAGCUAAAAUUGAUAGUCAUCAGGAAGCAUUUGCUCAUCCAGCCCCAGAGAACAUACCUGAUACUUUCGAAGAUGCAGUAAAUAUACUUAAGCCCUCAGCUAUAAUUGGAGUUGCAGGAGCUGGCCCACUUUUCACUUCUGGUGUACUUAAAGCUAUGGCUGAUAUCAAUGAAAGACCUGUAAUAUUUGCAUUAAGUAAUCCUACAGCGAAAGCUGAAUGCACAGCUGAGGAAGCAUAUACACUUACAGAGGGAAGGUGUUUAUUUGCCAGUGGCAGUCCAUUUGGGCCAGUGAAACUCAGUGAUGGGCAGCUCUUCACGCCAGGUCAAGGAAACAAUGUAUAUAUUUUCCCAGGCGUGGCUCUAGCUGUUAUUCUUUGUAAUACCCGGCAUAUUAGUGACCAUGUUUUCCUAGAAGCUGCAAAGGCACUCACAAAUCAGUUGACAGAUAAAGAGCUAGCUCAAGGAAGACUUUACCCACCACUUGCUGAUAUUCAGGAAGUUUCUAUUAACAUUGCCAUCAAAGUUGCAGAAUACCUGUAUGCUAAUAAAAUGGCUUUCCGAUACCCAGAACCUGAGGACAAGGCCAAAUUCAUCAGAGAAAGAAUAUGGCGAAGUGAAUAUGAUUCACUGCUGCCGGAUGUAUAUGAAUGGCCAGAAUCUGCAUCCAACCCUCCACAGAUAACAGAAUAGAAGCACUCCCACUGAAAAAUACCUUCCAUGCUUCAGGGAACCCUUUUAUUUCAGGCACAAAGAGAUAAUGUUCUGAAAUGUAUUUUUCUUUGUUUUAUUCUCAUCUACGACUUUGCUUGAUUUAAUUUUUCCCAUUAAACUACAUGUCUUUAGGGGGUAAAUGUGUUGACUAUGUUAAUGCCCACCAGUGUUCUGAAAUCAAAUAACCAUAAUGCUUUGAUUCUGACUGAUAGUUCAUACCACCUCAAAGACAUGUUUAAAAUGUAUUUGUGAAAAUCUUCAUUUAUGCUCUUGUUCACGCCUGCCAAAGUAUUAGCUAUUUACUCUUAUAGGUCCUACUCUUCAGUCACCCAUCUCUUUUAGGGCUAAUAAAAUGGAAAUUUACUUCCUGUUGAUUGGAAUACAAGAUUUUAAGAAGUCAGAUUUAACCAAAUUCUAAAGACAAAUUAUCAGUAUCUUAAAAUGCUUUUUUAUAUCUCUUUCAUUUUGCCUUCAUGCUCUAAAAUUCCUUUAGAUCUAGAGAAGUAUAAAAAAUUCUACCCUAUUUAUUUUCAGGAACUAAAUUGAAAUUUAACUAUAGCAUUUUAAGAGAGAAAUGGGAACUACUGCUGCCUUUAGACAAAAUAGUCUUGUUUUCAAUGGUGUAUAAAAAUCAUAGUGUAAUAUUUAAUAAAGGUAAUAUCUUAAAUUUAAGCGCUUCAAUUAUGCUAUUUUAUUAUCCAAAUAGAAAUUUAGGUUUACUUAGUGUGAACAAUGGAUCCAUUUUCUUUAUGUGUAGAUACAAGGGAAGGGAUAUAGGAUACAUAAUGCAUAAAUUAAAUUAUGACUGGCAUCAUGUGACUUUUAAUAAAUUAGUGAUAUGUUUCACAUCUAAAUGAGUUAUAUUUAACUGGAAAGGCUAUACCCCUAUUUAAUAGGGGUGUUUUUUUAUUACUUGAGAUACUUUUGGAAUGUUCCUGUGAUACAUUUCUUUGAAUAUUAUUAAUCAUGAUAUCUCUUUAUUCAUUGAAGAUAGAUUUAACUUUUUAAAACCACCAGCUUCUUAGAGCUAAAUAGGUUUAAAUAAUAAGGUUUCCAGGCCAAGAAAUGUCAUUUUUACCCCAUUUAGAAUGGGUAAAUAACUAGUGAGACCAGUUUUCUUACAUGGCUGCCAAUACUAGAACGUUCUAAAUAAAAAUACAAAAAACAGUUUGAAAAAUGGUAGUAUUGCUCUAUAUUUGCCUAACAUGAUUGUUUUGAGGGAACAAAACUUGGAAAUGCUCAUUCUAGAAUAUUAACUAUAAAACAUUAUUCAUAGCCACAUGUCAGCAUACAGACUUUUGCCAUAGUCCAUACAUUAGUUGUGAUACUCUGCAGAGGAAAAAAAAAAAAACUUCAUUAUAGUUUUUCAUCUUUACUUCCACCUUCUUGUAGAACUCAAUUCUUUAUAAUUUUUAAAACAAUUCAGUACUUUAAGAAUGCUUUGAAUGGCAUUGCAUUUGGAAUAUAGAAAAAUCAAUCCAUUUAACAGAUGAGUAUAGUCAAGUCUGCUAGAUGUUUGCUUUACAAAUAGCAACUGGAUCACAGUUUGUUAUAUUUAAUUAAAUAUGAACAUUUUCUUUUUCAUAUUACCUUAGUCAAAACAAAACCACCGUCAAAAAUAUACUGAAAUUUUUACUUUAGUUAAUAAGUCUAAUAAUUGCAAGCCUGCUUUUUGCUCAGUGGUUUCUGAAGGUAUGAACAUAUGCUGAGUUUUAAAGUAAUUUUACUGAGAUGUUUGCUUAUUAAAUGUUUCCAGGACAAUCUUCGUGGAAAUUAUAAAUAUUUUAGGGAUAAAAGGCCAAAUGGCAGAUAGUCUAUUUAUUUAAAUAAAACAAAACUCUCACAUUUAAUUUUUUAAGCAUCUAUUUUGUUACUUAACAGUAUUUUAACAAGAAAUAACUAUUGAAUGUACACUAAAAAAUAACAUUUAGGCCAGGAAUUAACAGCAUUGGAAAAGAAACAAAAACAUUCAUGGAAACUUUUAUCCAACAAGAAGGUAGUUAUUUAAAAAACUUUGUUUUAAAUUGAAAAAAAUUUCUGUAAUUACUGUCAGACAUGAUAUUUGAUAGAAAAAAAAAAUGAGGAUACAUGUCUUUCUCAUUUGGCACCACUAAAGUGUUAGCUAUAUGAAACAAAUCGAAAAACUAGUGAGGAAAGGUGUAUUAACUAUAAUGGGGAGUUUUAAAGACUGAUUCUUACCAGGAGGUUGCCUCAAAAUCACCAUAAAUCUUCUUUAAAAUGCAGGUGCCUCUGUCUCCCCUCCUUUCAGGCCCCCUGAAAUGUAGAUUUUUUGCAGGUCCCUCCUUGAUUCACAUGGACACACUCCCCUGCCUGCCCAAUCUCUGUCUUUAGCAGAAUUCUCUCUCAUUCAGAGAGCUCACUGAAUCCUCUCAUAGACCUCAUCUCUGACAAGCUGCCAGAUGCUGGUCCAGAGAAUGGCCUGAGUGGCACUGCUCCUCAGUGUGGAGUAUGAUGUGCAGUCGAUUUUGAGUGCGCAUACAGACUAUGCUUUUACACAAAAGGUCAGUUAGGUUCCCUUACACAGACUUGGUUUCAUCUUUUCAUUUGAGUUGUAAUUGACAGUUUUAGAGAUACAAUCUGACUCAUUCAUGUAUAUUAUAACUUGAUCACAAUUCUAAAUCAAGUUAAUGUCCACAAUUACAAAGCUUGUUAUGUAUAGUUUUUAUAGGAUGUUUAUAAGAUCAGAAACUAAUACAGAACUUUUAAACAUUUUUUCUAAAACCACAUAAACUAGAAUAUUGGUUCGAUUCUAAACUAUAGAUUUUAAUGUACUUAUCAAGUAAAACCUAGCAACCAGUUUUCUCUAUGAAAGAUGAGCUAUCAAAGGAUAUUUUUUCUUCCCUGAUUGUUGUCUUAUAUGACUGACUCUAUCAUUUGUACUUUCUUAAAUUAUUAGCCUCUGCAGAAAUGGUUCUGCUUUGCAGAGAAGUUACUAAUUUAUACCAAAGCAUUAGUUACUGCUCUCAGAAAACUGAGAAACCCAAAGGGGAUGGGGGGAAUGGAAAAAGCAUUGCCUUAGAGAAAAUGCUUCAGGCAAAUGUUGCUGUAGCUUCUCUCAAAUCCCUGCAGUAGCAUACCCUUGGGUUCUGUUGCACUCACCAAAAUGAAAUCUGCUCUUGAGCACAUAUAAUACUUGAAAAUAUUGAUAAAAAUCUCAAUGUUCUUUAUGGAAUCCAUUCAAAGAGUCAGUUCUAAAGGAUGAUAUAGCACCAAUAUGUUUCAACCUAAAGACCACUUGGAUUCAGAAGCAGUCACCUUGCUGGCUGUUAGGAAAUAGUGCAGGUUCAUCAUCUAAAACUUUUGAUUCCUGACUGAAUUGUGAUUUGUGCUUGCAUGUGCAUCUGAAGGUUAAAAUGAUAUAAAUCCUCUACAGACAAUGUAAAUCAUGUAACAGAUUUAGCAUAUAAAAGAUUUAAGAUUAAGAUAUCAAGAUAUUUAAGCUAUUUUUAACACUGUAGGAAACUUUCAUCUCCCCCUGCGUCUCCCAACCGUGAAAUCAAGGUAAGAUAUUUUCAUGUGAGGAAAGAUAAAUCUCAGUGGCUUGUUUCAAAUUUUAAUAAAUUCAACUGGGCCUUAGUGCAUAAUUCGCUAACCUGCCAGGAGUUUUUCAAAGUAAUGGUCAGAUUUGAAAAACAAUUGUCAUUAUUUAUUUGACAGGGAGAAUUGUGCUUCUCCAAGGAACAAGUCGGGGUCUGGUAAUGCUUAUGUGUUCAUAGUUCAGGUGCAUAGAAUAUACAAGUGAAGUCAAAGUAUUUUGGAUGAUUUGUAUCUUUCUGUAACCACUUUUUUUGCCAAUAAAAUGUUUGUCAUAA